AUGGAAUCAACUCUUGUAUCUCGGCUGCUCAAAAUAUUUUCGCGUGGCCUGCUCAUCUUGCCCACUCUCCCGCAUUCCCUCCUGUUUGGCCAUAUUCCAAUUCUCCUCAAGUUCCGGAAGCAUCACCCCGAGGAUGUCCAUUUCGGCAUCAUCAUGAAAUGGCUUGUAGAUAACUGCAGCCAGUGGAUUCCAGACUUGAAACGCCCCCCGCCAGUUUUGUACCUUGAUAUUUGGCCCGUCUUCCCGGACGUCAUGAUGAUGGUCUUUGACGGCAGCAUGUCGGCGCAGUUUACGCAGGCGAGAAGCUUGCCUAAGCACCAUAUUACUCGGACAUUCCUGGAGCCGUUGACAGAUAACCUGGACAUGACCUCUGCCGACGGCAGUCAGUCCAAGGUGUGGAGGUCGCGGUUCAAUCCGAGUUUCAGUCCGAGAAACAUCACCAUGCUCAUUCCCGAGCUCAUCGAUGAGAUCAUGGUCUUUAAAGAUUUGCUCGGGAAAAUGGCUGGGCCAAGCGGACUAUGGGGGGACGUCUUUCAGCUAGAGGAGCGCACCACGAAUCUCACUUUCGACGUAAUUCUUCGUGCAACCAUGGAUGAAAGACUGCAUGAGCAGAUAAAUACACUGGGUAGUCCACUUAAGCAAGCUCUCAUCAGUCAGAUACGGUUGAUGAGCAAAGUCCUCGGCGUGAACCGUAUCCUAGGCAUCAGAAGGUGGCCGUGGGAAGCCUGGAUCAGACAGCGCAACAACGAAGCAUUACGCGACGCUCUUCUGGGCCGCGUGGAAGCCGUCACAAAGUCACCUCAUCUCGCCGAUGCUGUCAGCGAGAAAAAGACUAUUCUAAGCAUAGCCUUGAGUCGCACGCUUGCCGAAACGGGCGGCGAAGUUCCCGAUCAACAGUCAGUCGAUGCCAUUCUAGCUAAUCUCAAGCUUUUCCUGUUUGCGGGCCACGACACAACAUCGUCAACCAUCUGCUGGAUGUUCAAGCUGCUUCGGGGCAACCCCGACUGUCUCUCCAAGCUCCGUGAAGAGCUUAACAGUGUUCUUGGAGAAGACGUGAACCAAGCCGCCAGGUUGUUACGGGACUCGCCUCAGCUUCUAAGCAACCUGGUGUACACCAAUGGCGUCGUCAAAGAAGCUCUCCGCUUCUACCCGCUCGCAUCAACCGUGCGCCAGGGCGAAAGGGAUUUCUUUCUCACUGUCUCCGGGUCUGAUAUGAGAUACCCGACGGAGGGCACCGCCAUCCAUGACGUGCCGUCCGUCAUUCAGCUUGACGAACACGUUUGGCCGCGCGCAAACGAAUUUCUCCCGGAACGCUGGAUCGCAGCCCAAGGCGAUCCGAUGCACCCCAACAAGGACGCCUGGAGGCCGUUCUCCAUGGGGCCGAGGAAUUGCAUCGGACAGGAGCUUGCCAUGGUGGAAAUAAAAUUGGUGGCUGCGUUAGUGUGUAGGGAAUUUGACAUCCAAGAGGCUUGGGACAAGUGGGAUUUGAAACAAGGAACGACGAAACCCAAAGAGAUGAGAGGAAUAUCCUUCGCUGUUUACGACAAGGUCGACCCGGCCACUCGUACUCGAGACUGGAGCAUGACCAUAUUCUGGUCUUUUCGACACUACCCUGCCCUGCUAUCUGAAGAGCUUAACAAUCGCAUCAACGAGGCGCAGUCAAAGAAAUACUAUGAACCGACGGCAGUUGAAGAAUUGGUUGUCAGGAAUGCCGAGAGUGGCGAUAUAUUAGCAAAAGUGAACUCUCCCUUUGCCAGGAGAGUCAACAGAGUGGACAUGAGAAAGCUUCUACUCAAUGGAGUCAAGAUUCAGUUCGAUCGAGAACUCGUUGGUAUCGAAUAUACGACCGAUGGUGUUGUUGCCCGCUUCAAAAAUGGAACAUUUGAGAAGGGCACCAUGAUUAUUGGUGCUGAGGGCGGACAGUCCUUGGUACGGCGCUUGCUUCUUGGUAACCUCGCCCUGCCGGAGGUAUAUCCAGACGUUGAAAUGAUCAACAUCAAUGCCAGAUAUACUCAUGAGCAAGGGAAAUAUAUUGCAGACAAUACAGUGCCGCACGUUGAUUAUGGAGUUCAUCCCAAGGGAAUCUUCUUUAUUAUCCUUGUUAUGCGCGUUGAAGAUAAAGAUGAUUACUCUACAUGGACAUUCCAUUUUGUCAUUACAUACCCCAAAACGCUCACUGGCAACCCGCUAAAGGGCAAAACCAAUGCUGAGCGUGUUGCCAUUCUGAGGUCCCUUGCAGAUAACUUUGCGGAGCCUAGACGAUCAGCCUUGAUGUGGCUGCCCGAUGACUUGGAAGUCCCCGAUGAUGCUAUCAAGAUGUGGAGUCCAGAGCCGUGGGACAAUCAUGAUGGCCGAGUUACGCUGGCUGGAGAUGCAGCGCACGCAAUCGCAUUCUAUCGUGGACAAGGACUUAACAACGCGACUGCCGACGCCGCCAGCCUCGUCUCUGCCAUAGAGAAAGCUACUACUGGAGAGAUGAAAUUGGCGGAUGCCAUUACUGAGUACGAUAAAGAGGUCAUCGCUCGGGGGCAAGAAGAGGUUAGAUUGUCUCGAGAAUUGGCUUUGUCAAUGGAACACUGGGAUAAAUUCUUGGAAAGUCCCAUCAUCAAAUACGGUGGAAAUAUUCCGAAAGAAAUGUCCAAGUGA
Molecule: messenger RNA, 2646 nt
Organism: Trichoderma aggressivum f. europaeum
Lineage: Eukaryota; Fungi; Ascomycota; Sordariomycetes; Hypocreales; Hypocreaceae
Exons: 7
Coding region: 1-2646 (881 amino acids)
Molecular function (GO): oxidoreductase activity, acting on paired donors, with incorporation or reduction of molecular oxygen; FAD binding; monooxygenase activity
Source: RefSeq, a predicted model, not a curated record